GUGAUCUUGGGGGUGUGUGCAGGGGAACAAGCUCUGAUCUUGGAUGUGUGUGCGUGCAAAGGAGAAGGGGCAGGCUGCAGUCUUGGAUCUGUGUGUGCGUGUGUGUGGAUCUAAGAGUUCCUCCCCCGCCCCUGUCUUUUUCCCCCUCCUCUAGUGCCAGGUGUUGGGGGCUGCCUCCCCUCCCCCCCCCCCCCACCGGGAGUCUGUCAUUCUGGGCUUCUGGGACUUUCACCCCCAGGGCAGCUCAGGGACGAUGCCAUGGCUUGUGCCCCAAGUGCCCUGGAGCGGCAGUGUCAUUUGGGGCCCUGCCACACAUUCAAAUGAAUGCCAGAUAGAAACCAGCUACGAAGUUGUCGCACAUUUUCAAGCCCUCGCUUCGUAGCUGGGUGGCUCUCUUCACAGCUGGAUGGAUGUUUUUCCGGGUUGUCAGAUGAGAACAGCCUGCUGCCUUUUACAUUCACUUUGACUGGGAUAACGGACUAUACAAAUGAAGGAGGCUGUAAAGAGCCUCCUGUCUCCUUUUCACGGCUGCCUUGCAGUGGUGCUGCCAGUGCUUGCCCGCCUGGCAAGUCAGAACAUGCUUGGUCCCCAGCAGACCGACAGCAGAAGAUGGCCAAGCUGCAAGAGCCUGGGGAUGGUUUGGGGGAGGGCAUUUUGGUGGCUCCCGAGCUGGAUGGAUCUCGCCUUGCAGGCAACAGGCUUAACCUGGACGUUUAUCCUGACGGCUGUCACCAGUUUCUUGACCUGUUUGACAAGCAAAGGAAGGAAGUGACUCAGGUGGAGUUCCUGCGGUUGAACUGCAACGAGGACCUCAUAAUCUCCACGCUGGCCAUCUUGCCUGCCCUGAGGACCCUGAAAUCCCUGGUCCUCAAAGGUGGACAUGCCCGGGAUGAAUUUGGUGCAUGUCAGAGAGGCUCCCUGACAACCUUGCCUCCCGAUUUUGGAAACCUCAUGUGCCUCACUCACUUGGAUCUCAGCUUCAAUAGCUUCUCCAGCUUACCCAGCUGCAUCACUCACCUUGCCAACCUUAGUGUACUUGUGGUAAGCCACAACUGCUUGGUGGGGCUGCCUGAGGACUUUGGUCAUCUCACUAAGCUGACUGAUUUCUUCGCCAUAAAAAACCAUCUCAGGGAUCUGCCUCAGAGCAUUGGGGAGCUGGUGGCACUGAAGAAUCUGGACUUAUCUGAGAACACACUGGAAAGCCUCCCUGAGGAAAUUGGGAAUCUUUACAAUUGCAUGGAGCUGAAUCUCUCAGGGAACCGGUUAACUCAUGUCCCUGACUCACUAGCCAAUUUGGGAUCUCUGCACCAGCUGCAUCUUCACAGCAAUCUCCUAGUGACAGUCCCUGCAUCCCUCGCCAACCUUCCCAACUUGUUCAGGCUUGACUUGCAAAACAACAGGCUCCGCUACAUCCCCCCUGAGAUCCAGAGCAAACCCUUCGUACAUCUCCGGGGCAAUCCUCUAGGAGAACCUGAGAUGCCCCUGACGCCUGAUGAAUCCAGCUCAGGAGAAUUACAAAGGCUGGUCCUUGCACCGGAUGAGAACAGCUUUACUGUGACACCCAAAGGCUGCAAAGCUCUCCUGGCCUGCGGUAUCCGGCUUUACUUCCCCCCCGGGGCUGCCACCACCUCUAUCACAAUCCAUUUCCAAACACUCGUUCCUGAUCCACAGUGGGUGAAGCUGAGGCAUCAUGAUAUCCUGUUGAGCAAAGUCCUGGAGCUACAGCCCCAUGGGCUUGAAUUCCAGCAGGAGGUGCAGAUCUGCAUGCCUUAUGCCUCCACUCAAACCAUUCACGAGCGAGAGGUGGUGGUUCGGACCUUCAGUGGGCAGAGCUGGAGUGACUUGGGAACAAAAGUGGAAUGGAAAAGAAAGACAAAGAAGCACAUGGCACUCUGUAGUGUCCCUCACUUCUCCUGGUUCCUGGUCAUCUCUCAACUCGUGGAGAAUAAGUGCAGCGUCCCACGGGAGGGCACAUUGCUUUUUUCCACAGUGGAUCCCAACAUCAAGGUGACUUUCCCUCCUGGAGUCACUGAGAAGCCUCGGACCAUCAGGUUGCAGGUAUUGACAGUGUCACCCGACGACCUGAAGGAGAUCAUGGGUGAUCCAGAGUCCAGAGCCAGUCCCCUUCUCUGUCUCUCCCAGAACUCUUCUCUGGAUUUCCUGAGGCCAGUUAAAGUUCAGCUACCAUUACCACCUGGAGUCACAGGUUUAGAUCUAACUUUGGAUCAUUCCAGAGUACAUCUUCUUCAUGGUGACCUCCAAGCCCAAAUUUGGGAUGACAUCACAGAUCAGGUGGUGCUGGAGUUCACUCAUCGCUAUGCAAUAUUUGAAGUCACCCACUUCUCCUGGUACUGGUUAUGGUACACCACCAAGAAGUACAUCGGUGGUAUGGCCAAGAAGGUCUAUGAGAGGUUGCGUAUGUACCAGGUGAACUUCAUUGCUCUGCAGAGGAAAAAAGACCCCGAGCAAGUCUUGCUGCAGUGUGUCCCCAAGCACAAGGUUGAUCCAGUUCUGAAAAAGCUUCACGACCGAUACCGAGGACCAGAGCCAUCAGACAUGGUAGAGAUGUUUGAGGGAGAGCAGUUCUUCGCAGCCUUUGAACGAGGCAUCAAUAUUGAUGCAGACCGCCCAGACUGCAUGGAUGGCCGGCUCUCAUUCAUCUUUUACUCCCAUUUAAAGAACAUGAAGGAAAUCUAUGUGACCUCUGCAAUGGAUAGAAAAGACCAAGCUGUGAAAGGCCAGGUCUCCUUCUAUCGAGGAGCAGUUCCAGAGAAUGUGCCUGAAGAUGCCAGCAGGAGGAGGAAAGGGCCUGAUUCCCACUGGCUGGCUACUCUGCCAAUCAAACUGCCUAAACUGAAAUUGCACCAGGGUGAUCCCUCAAAUGGCUUCUCCUUUCCUCCUCUGAAUCUGGGGAAUGAAGAGACCGGCUACCUGACGCAAGCUAAUCUGCUUAGCAUUGCCAGGCGCAUCGGAGCUGACUGGCAGACCAUCGGCUUGAACUUGGGGCUGACUUAUCAGCAGAUUGAACGGAUAGGGUACAACAACAGGGAGGACCUGGACAGGCAGAUCUUGAACAUGUUAUUCUCCUGGGCCCAGCAGAACUCUGAGGACCAGAACUGCGUGGAGAAGCUGGUCACAGCCAUGAAAGAGAGUGGCCGCCAGGACAUUGCUGAUGAGAUUGAGGCUAUUAUUGACCUGGGGAGGCAAAAAUACAGAGAGUCCAUCCGUCGGGUAGGGCUGGACCAGGGAAGCAGCACUGAAGACUCUGCAAUAGCUAUGGUGUAGCAGCCAGCAAUAGGAACUCUGCUUCCUACUGUGGUUUCCUACCUUGUGCACUGGAUAACAUGGCUACUCUGACGAUUCCCAGUGGAGUGGGUGCUGUAAGCACCUACUGCUGAUCCACUAUGCUCUGCUGAGACUAUGCUAGUAUGUGAUUUCUGUGAAGUUCACACACGCCAAGUCUGUAUGUAUUUCAGCAUAUGGAAAAAGACCUCGGACUGUCAUGCCCUGAGUUCGGGGAUUCUGGCUUUAGGUUUUAGAGACAAGGAGAAACUCAGAGCCUUAGACACUGGCAUUAAAAUAAUAGAGAAAAUAGCUCUUAACAUUCUUUUGUUGCAAUAUAUAUUAGAGGUGCACUGAUUUAUCGGUGCCAUACUAGAUUGGCACUGAUAAAAGGAAAUUUAACGUUAUCAGCUAUUGGCUUUUUUGGCCAGUGUAGCCAAUAAUAUCACCGAUAAAUAUAAUAUGCCUUCUGGCCGGGGCCUCCAGAUGCCGCACGCAUGCACAUGGCCAGGAAUACAGCCAGGCAGUGUGGAGAGCAGCACUCUGCCGGUAAGUCUGUGGAGGGGAAGGGACAUGGGAGAGGGAAGGGGUGUGGGCCAGGCGGAUUGAGUCCCCCCUGGUCAGGGGCAGGGGCUGGGGAUGGGGGCACUGCCCAGCCAGGACAAUGAAUGGGACCCUGGGCUGGGGCAGGGACUGGGAUGAAGCUAUGGGGAGCUCAUCCAAGGGGUGUUGGGGGAGGGGUAAAGGGGGGCAGCUCCCAGCUGUUGUGUGCAACCAUGGAAGAGGCAUGAGGGGCAUGUGCCCCCCCCCCCCCCCAGAUUUAUGCAUGGGGUGAGGGCAAAGGCAGGCAGCUCACUACGGGUUUAGGGCUCUCCAUCCUGCUGCCUUUGCCCUGGAAGCUGUGUGCUGGCCUCAAAUCCCCUGCUCACUCAUCAGUAGUGGGGGCAGCAAACUGUGCCUCCCACUGCUGGGUAGUUAGGGAACAUACAGCCAGCGCCCCUUCCCUCACAACAAACUUACCAGAUGGACCCAGCUCCUCUCCAUGCUCCCGGACUGUGCUCCUGGCCACCUGCAUGCUGCACUGCAGCUGUAUGCAUGCAUGGAUCAUUUAUCAGCCACAUCAGCCAAAAAAAGCCAAUUGCUAAUACAGUCAAUUUUCCUUAUUUUGGUCCUGAUCAGAUAUGGGACCAAUGUAUCAGUGCACUUCUAGUAAUUUUUUCUCAUUUGUUCUGCGUACCCCCUACAACCUUUUUAAGUACCCCUAGGGGUACACAUGCCUCCGGUUGACAACCACUGGGUUAUAGGCUCCGUAUUGGCCAACAUGCCUGGUGAAUAAUCAGCUAUGUCUGUUCACCAGAGCGUCCCAAGGAAAAACAAGGACCAACUCCUCUGAGACCAUUUUAGGCUGGACAUAAGGAAAAAUUUCUUUACUGUCUGAGCCCUCAAGACCUGGAAUAGACUCCCUCCAGAAGUGGUGCAGGCACCUACUCUGGAUUCAUUCAAGAAGCGUUUGGAUGCUUAUCUUGCUGGGAUCCUUUGAUCCCAGCCGACUUCCUGACCCUGAGGCAGGGGGCUGGACUUGAUCUUCGAGGUCCCUUCCAGCCCUAACGUCUAUGAAAUCUAUUGGUAUUGGCCAAGAAAAUCUUUAUUGGUAAACCUCAAGUAUAUAUUUAUGAAUAACUUCUGCCUAAACCUACAUUCUGCUGAUGAUUUGGGAUCUGAGCUUUUCUACACCUCUCUGUAGUGUAUGUCUAUUUGGGCCCUGGAAAAUGUUACAUUUAUUGCACAAUGUGUUAAUUGUGCAAUAAAUUGUAAUAUGUCACAUGUUCAGCUAACUUAUUGUGUGAUAAACUGGCAAGGAACCACAAAGAUGUUCUACAUUUAAUGUAACGUGGAACACCUUUGCUGCUGCUUUGUAUAGCACUUAUUAACUUGAAUGUAUGGCAUGCAACCCAGCAUCUGGCUGCACAGUGUAACUUCAGAUGUCUCUGCAUGGGGCACUGAUGCUUCAUUGGGCAGCUCCCAAGUCCCCAGCUGUGCAAUUCUCAGCAGACAUUGAGCCAGCUGCAUGCAAGCUGGGGUCUGGGGAACUCCCCAUCCACAGCUCCCUGCACCCUAGCUUGCGUGCAGCCAGCUGCACACCCUAGCAGGUGCACAAUUCAACCUAAGGAUUUUUAUCCCAGAUCCCAACACAUCCUGCCAUGUCAGAGUUUGAGUGUCUGGUAUAGCAGGGUGCAGAAUUGUUGUGAUUCAGGAUAAAAAUCCUCAAAUCCCAUCAUACAAUUAAAUUUAACGUCUGCCAGGGGCUUUUGUGUUCCAAUGUUUGAUACAAAUCUGAAGAGGGAAUCCCCCUGUACUACCUUUUUACUAUUAUCCCGUCAGCUCUCCCAAGCCAAGAAGGGCAAGAUUAGGUCACUGGCUUGGUGGGGGACCUAUAGUUACCUAAUUUCACUGUCCCUAUGGGCACUUUACAGUCUUUGAGUUGGAGAAUUCAGUGGAGAAAAUUUUUACUUUCAGCUGUUUUCCCCAUCAAAAAAACAAUCAAUCUUGAAAUGUGGAUCUCAUGAGGUCCCUUCCAGCCCUAAACUUCUGUGUCAAAGAAAACUAGGCAAUUUUGAACGAAAUCAAAAUUUUCAUAUUCAAAUAUCUAUUUUUCAUCAAAAACUCUACUGAAGAUUUUUGCCCACUUCUCUCAGGCGCUGUGGGUGGGAGGUGGUGUGUCUUUUAGGGGAUAUGUGAGCCCUAGCAGCAGCAGUUUAGAUUCCUUCCUACUUCCUGCAGAAAGGUAAGAGCCAUAAGCCCACUGUCUUGGCCACAUUCUGGCUUGGAUUAUAAAUUAUGCUUUGUCUUUUGAGGGGAAGCUUCCUUUGCAGUUUCAAACCGUAUCCCUCACUUCCUGUCUUAAACUGGACCCUGCACUGGUAACUAUGCCGUGUUUCAGCCCAGGGACAGCAGCACUCAUUCCUGUGCAGCAGCAUUUGUAGAAUACUUUGGGAUGAACAGCACAACAUCAAUAUGGUGUUUUCAAAGCUGUCGGCUAUAAAAUAGGAGACACUGGAUCAAUCAUCAGUCUUCCCAAUCUAAACAUCCUAUAAGCGACUAUAAAAGUCCAUUGCCUCUUGACUUCUUUGCCAUUGAUUCUUGAUUUCCCCUCUCCUCCAAUCCAUCUCAUAAUGAGCCUGAACUAAUGCCCCUUAGGAACAAUGGGAGACUGUACAUCCCUGUACUUUUAAGAGUGGCGCAUUGAGGACUGAUUUGGAUUCAAUGCAUUCCGCUCCCUGAGCAUUACUUGAAGGGACACUAAUGGCUAGAAGAUCAUGCAUCUGUCUGAAAAUAUUGUUUCUUCUGUGGUCACAGAUAACACUGUGGCUAGAAGGUAGAAAAAAGCAAUGAUUUGCCUUUUUUCAGUUUUCUUUGUGCUUUGUCAUUUUUGAUGAUUCCCCUAUCUAGCCAAUGUCAGACUGCUGUGAAGGCCCUUUUAACCAUGAAUAAUAAAGUAGAAAAUGCUUAAUCUUAGGAUGUGACCCAUAGCAGGUGCUAGGGCAUAAGACAGGAGUUUGUGAGGUCAAGGGUUCUCUCCCUGGCAAAACCACAGGUUUGCUGGAUGACCUUGAGACAAGUUCUUCCUCCUUUCUCUGCCUCAGGCCUCUGCUACACUUACAUUUAGUCGUCAUCAUCAUUCUCAGCAGUCCCUCAUAGUCAAAAAUGAGGUAUCAGAUCAAGAGUGGUCCAACACAACUCAAAGACCUCAACAGUGAAGCAGGCGGAUGCAGAAUGCAAACUUCUCAACAGCUGCAAAGGCGGAUGAAGGCUGCAGUGGAAGACUAACCCCAUUUGUCUUGCAUCUCCUUGCCACUGGAAACAGGCUUCUCCUCUGCCGUGUGGUUGCCGAUGCACAUCAGCCUGCUCAUGUAAAACAGGUCACGCACGGGCUUCUUCCACUGGUACAACAUCUAUUCAUCUACAGCACUUUACUUGACCCAUGGGAGUUGUCAUCCUGUGUUUCUUGAUCCUGCUUGCUCUGUUCUUGGAGUCUGGCUUUUGGCUUUUCUCUUGGAUUUUGUAAUUCAGCCUGAUGCCUGAAUAGGGUUGCCAACCCUCUAGGAUUGCCCUGGAGUCUCCAGGAAUUAGAAAUAAAUUUCCAAGAGACUGCUGAGAGUCACCCAGGAGAAGAAUGCUAAGGCGUUCAUUAAAAUACAUAUUAAAUAUUGAAUUGGAUUUAUAUAGUAGGUCAGUGGAUUUUUAAAAUGUAAUAGUAAUGUUCAUUUGCCUUCCUGAUGUAAAGUCAUUCAUGUCACUAUGUAAUGUGAUGAAAACCUCCCAGAAUAGAUUCAAAGACUUGGCAACCCUACCCCUGAACUUCAGCUUGGCUUCUGAUUCGAAGCUUGCCCCAGGAUUUCUCUUGGAUUUGGCAACUUGGUAUCUGUUUCAUAACCCUGGUUUGGGCCUUUGUUUUGAGUUCUUCCCCAUCUCUAGCUCUCCUCUAACCACUAGGAAAGACCACCCACAACUCUGCCCGUUACAAUUAUUCUGUCAAACUAGAGUUUUAUAUUGCUGAAUGUUUGUGUUACCUAGUGGCUCCAUCCAAGAUCAGGCUUUCUACAAACACAUAAUUUGCAAUCUAAACAGACGAAAUAAGGGAUAUAACAGAAAAUGGGCACCCACAGUAAAGUGACUUGUUCACAACUAUGCACAAGAGUACCAGGAAAGUCAGGACAAGAGCGCAGGUCUUUGAGGUCCCAGCCUGAGCUAGGUGUGCUAAGCCACUCAUGUUUCACCGGUCACUUUCAGAGAACUUGCAUUAACAAUUCUACUUUCAAAUACUUGUUAGUAUUGUAAUAUUGUUGCCCUGGUUUUAUCUGUUCUGGGGAAAUGUUUGCUCUUUGCUCCAUUUUUGGAGAGAUGUAAUGGGCAUAUUGCCCUUAUUUGUAAUAAAAGAAACUAAUUCCCUAAGAAACUAA
This is a messenger RNA of Alligator mississippiensis (American alligator), 8243 nucleotides long. RefSeq names its product p53-induced death domain protein 1 (gene PIDD1). Gene Ontology annotation, biological process: DNA damage response; signal transduction; apoptotic process. NCBI's taxonomy places the organism in Eukaryota, Metazoa, Chordata, Crocodylia, Alligatoridae. The transcript has 17 exons. The record is from RefSeq and is a predicted model, not a curated record. Gene Ontology annotation, molecular function: protein binding. The coding region runs from base 325 to 3285 and encodes 986 amino acids.